UCAUCGUUCGCUUUCGUCUGGUUUCUUGAGAUCUGCGCUGAAACGGACCAACGUCGUCAGUAGAAAAGUGCUGUGGAUUAUUUUUUACGCAAGAUUCAACUCGUCAAAGACAAUCUCCUGAAAGAAGUGACCAAGUGAAGCUUAUGCGUCAGCUUCAGUGAAAGUGGAAAAAGAAAAAAAGCCAUUGAAAAUUUCACACCUUCCCGGGUCAAUGAAAAGUGCACGCACGGGGCGUACGCGACAAAAUCCUCGUCAUCAUCGUCUGUGAAAAGUAUGCGGGGCGGGACGCGGUCGACAGACAAUCGGGUUCGAAUAUCGACGGUAGAGGAAAAUUAAACGCCAGUGCAUUGAGAUUUUCGAAAAUACGCAAUAAUAAUCGGUGAAAAUAAUGCUGCGACGUGGAUUAUGAGACAGCAUUACAGAAUUGAUAGGAAAAAAAAAACAAACCACGGCGCAACCAUCAUCAUCACCAUCUCGCGGUCGCGGUCAGAGCGGAAGCAGUGUGAUUGUGAGUGAAGUACCUAUCUCUAGUGCAGAGUAAAAAAUUUCGGCAGCUCCGUGGAACGGAAAAGCAAAACAAGAAGAGUGCAUCGGAGUGCAACCCGGAACAAGUGAAGAAGAAAGUGUGCUCUUCUGCGUGCACACUCGCUCUGGUGCAGUGAAAAGUUGAAUCACUGGAAAGUCCCCUCGCCACCAGUCAGCAGUGGUAAACGUCUCGUCGGUCGUGGUACGUUCACAAGUCGGGUGUUGUUCACGAGGUGUGGUGUGUUUUGAUGUUGGGAAAAUCAGCAGUGAUAUAGGCCUACAGAAAAAUAGGCGAUUACAGAGUUCUUUUUUUCGCGCACGUCUGGCAAAGGCGACGACGUCGAUUUAUCAUCAACAACAAUUAGCCUGUCCCGUCUGACCGAUUGCCAGUCGGUGGUAGGAGAAGAACGGUGAAAAGUGUUGGAAGUGACGAACCAAUCCGGAUAAUGGCCGAUCAGAAUGAAAAAAUCCUUCACCGUCUGCUGCAGAUUGACGGCAACAACGAGUGCGCGGAUUGCGGAGCAAAAUAUCCAGAAUGGGCUUCAUACAACAUUGGAAUCUUCCUGUGCACACGAUGUUGUACCGUGCACCGAAGUAUGGGUGCCCACUUAUCCAAGGUCAAACAUCUGAAGUUGGAUAAAUGGGAGGACAGUCAACUAGAACGGAUGAUCGAGGUGGGCAAUCGAGCCUCGAAGCAAAAGUAUGAAAUGCGCGUUCCUGCCUGCUACCGACGGCCUCGAGAACACGAUCCACAAGUUCUCACAGAGCAAUGGAUUCGAGCCAAAUACGAACGGCUUGAGUUCUGUAUGAACGAACGACCUGCCUACACGUCCGGUCACAUGGAAGGUUUUUUGAUGAAACGCGGCAAAGAGGACAGUCGCUAUCAGCUACGUAAAUUCAUCCUAUCGGAGGCGGACGACACGCUUCGCUAUUUUGUCAAAGAGAAACGAGAACCAAAGGCAAUCCUAAGAAUUUCCGAACUAAACGUAGUAUUUGCACCUGCCAAGAUCGGUAACCCCAAUUCACUACAGUUGACUUUCAUGAAGGAUGGCACUACGCGGCACAUCUACGUGUACCACGACGAUCCAAAGGAAAUCAACAGUUGGUACAUGGCGAUUCGAUGUGCCAAGCUGCACCGGCUACAGAUUGCCUAUCCGAGCGCUUCCGAAAGCGAUCUGGUCGACUAUCUAACGCACGAUUUCGCCCGGGAGGGCUGGCUCCUCAAGACGGGACCCCGAGCCACCGACAGCUAUAAGCGGCGAUGGUUCACGCUGGAUGAUCGGAAGCUGAUGUACCACGACGACCCACUGGAUGCCAAUCCGAAAGGGGAAAUUUUCCUGGGCAAUCACCUCGACGGGUACAGCAUGCGAAUAGGGGCGCCCGUCGGUGCAAAGGAUCAGGGUUUUAGUUUUACGUUGUUCACACCGGAACGAACGUACAAUCUGUCGUCGCACAGCGAGCAGGACCGAGACGAGUGGAUGACCGUUAUUCAGAAGGUGCUAGAGCGACCGCUCAGCCCGCAGGAUAGUUCGAUAUCGGCACGAUUGAUCCGGAAGCGCGGUGGCACCAACUCGAUAAACAUCUUCACUGGCAGGUAAUAACCGAUUGAUUCGCUCUGUCUGUAUCUAUUUAUAAUAAGUUUUAGCAUAUUCAUCAUUGUGUAACAUUAUGUAAAACUGCUCAUUAGCAACAAAUCGAUAGCACACGCGGAUAACUAAUACCGUAUGGUGAUGAUAAAUGAUUGUGUGUGGUAGUGGUCCUAUCGAACCAUAGCAUAACCCAAAAGGAAGAAAUGUAAAUCAAUUGAUUUAAAAUCAUACACACUAAUUUAAUACUAUUUAACGACAGAAAGCUUUAGAUUUUAAGUGUGAACGUUCUUUUCGUGCGUGGGUUUUGUUCAUGCUGGGUGAAAAACCCCGAUGAGAUUCACAAAACUAAUUAUUGCACAUGUAUUUAUCCAUAGGUAGCAAUCAUAUGCCCUACGAAUUGUAGUUUACGUUUCAAGGGGUUAUCUUUUAAUAUAUGUUCGGGAUUGAACCAACUAAGAAUAUCUCUGAAGAGACUGGAUAACAAGUGAUAACAUGCGGAGGCGUUAAUGUAAGACCGAUAUUAGGCAAGGUCCGUGAAGAGGAGAAAGGGGAAGCAAUUGGGGCAGCAGAAACCGUUUAGACAGCAACUAAAAACACGCGAUGGGAAUGGCGACUUCUUCAUCUAACAAAAGUUGUACUAUUUUUGGUGUCUUGGAAGCUGUCAAGCAUUCCAGUAUUCGAUCGUCAUCCAAUCUUUUCAGGGAUAUCCCGAUAAUUCCCAAACCGCUUAAAGAACGUUGGUAGUUUUACGCAAUAUUUGAGCUGAAGCUGUAGUGGGAGACAUUGCAUGGAUUUGGAGAUUCGGAUUCCAACGAUUAUUCAUUGAAUUUGUGUAAAAUGUGGAUAUCUAAACCCCUAGCCAGGAUUGGCGAUGGCAAUUGAGAAUCGCGAGGCCAUACACAGUAUCUACAGCAGCGAAUUUAAUCAUCCACACAUAACAAUUAAAUCAUUGGAUGACUACAACAUAUAUACUCUAUCACUGCCUUUUUUGCCUGUUGUUCCGCCGCCAUUUUGGUUCAGGGCAAAUCAAAUCACGGACAUAAACACAAGAAAUUUUGUCUGAACUAAAACAUGAAAACGAUUUCAUUUUCUGCUAGAUAUGGAUCUUUACAAUCCUCAACAAAAGUUUAGAAAAUAAUUACAAACACGUACAAUAAGGCUGAUUUUCUUUUGAAAACUACCAACAUGCUGUUACAUAUACAGUAUAUGCAAUAGGGUAAGCUUUCCUUGUUGUGUUAUAAUUAUGUGUUACUGCAAAGAUCAUUUUCUUAGGGGUAGACAAUUGUGAUAGUCUCGCGAUUCCGAAUUGCCACCGUGGUUGGAUGUCUGAAUGCUAAAAAGUGGUUCAUUUCUAUUAGAAAGGUGUGUUCUAAUUGGUGCAAAGUUUGAUUUGCCGGUAGAGUUGAGAAUAUGUUAUUCAGCUUUGAAACAGCAAAUAUAUUUAGUUUUCAAUAGCCUCUAAAGACUUGAUAGAAAGACUUACUUCUUAAUUAAUUCUUCAUCUGAUACAUUGAAAAUGUUUCUCCAGUAGCUUGGUGCGUAUGCAGAUUUCGCUAUCAAUUUAUAAUGAUAAAAGAUAAAAGAGGCACAAUUCUCGCAUAAUCGUUACUUGCCACGUAAACAAGUUGCAAGUGUGAAGAAAUAGAAUCGGAAAACUAUCCCCACCGACAAGCUAUGAUAAGACUCCUUAUUCUCGGUCAUUUGCCGUUGGGGACUAAGGUUUUUUUUUCACACAACUGUGUAAAACAAUUUUAAAUGUAACAGCAGUACCGAUGCCCUCCGCAACCCCCUCUCCCAUUGGUUACGCUUUUUGUAUUGAACAUCACAAAAUUUGGAUAGGCCGUCACGCUUCUCGAAAUCGCCUCCUCCCUUUAAAAGCUUGCAAUAAUUUAUGGAUGACCUCUAAGUGUGAUGUCUGCUUUUCUGUGGCUUCUAGCACUGCGUAAUUAAAAAAUAUUUUUUUGAAAUAAAAAAAUAUAUCAGCUUUGGGCCCUCCUUAGCCGUGCGGUAAGACGCGCGGCUACAAAGCAAGACCAUGCUGAGGGUGGCUGGGUUCGAUUCCCGGUGCCGGUCUAGGCAAUUUUCGGAUUGGAAAUUGUCUCAACUUUCCUGGGCAUAAAAGUAUCAUCGUGCUAGCCUUCUGAUAUACGAAUGCGAAAAUGGUAACCUGGCUUAGAAACCUCGCAGUUAAUAACUGUGGAAAUGCUUAAUGAACACUAAGCUUCGAGGCGGCUCUGUCCCAGUGUGGGGAUGUAAUGCCAAUAAGAAGAAGAAGAAGAUCAGCUUUGUAUAGCGUUAGAACACACCAUUUCAAAGAAACAGAGAAAAUCCGUUCUCCAAUACUUUCAGAUUGUUUUUGGGGUUUAUCCGUCUUCAACGAUAUUUUUAGUGAAGCAAAAAAAGUAAACAAAAAUUCAAAAAGAAGUAAAGUAACUUCAAAUAAUAUUUAUCACCAUCAUCGCCGGACAUAUAUAGAGCAAGCAAAGGAUUAUGUUAGAAUAGGGGAAAACUUGAAACAUUAAAAUUUCACUAGAAUAUUGUAAGAUUUAGAUAGACAAAAUAAAAUGUUUGAAUUAACUAAAUUAAAUGAAAACUGGCAACAUAACACACACAUACCCGUAAUUGAUUCUCGUACGUAGGUAAUCACAUUAAAAUAUUAACCAGUUUAUUUAUUUUCAGUCAGAAACAGUUUUUAUUGAUGUUAUCCUUGGAAAAUCCGAGGCGUCUUGCCUGUAGACCUUUUUUUAUUCUUAAAUGACAAAUAAUCCUCGUUUAUUAUCGCUAUUUAAUUUUUGUUUUCCAAAUGAGCUUUCCUAAUUAUUUGUAUAAACUCGAUCAAGAACCUUUAUGCAAGGGGUAAAUGCAAUUUAAUAAUUCUAUUGUCUAUUUCUUGUGUUAUCAUAGCGAAAAUAAAUCGAAUUAAAUUAUAAUAACAAUAUAACUGAAGUUGAAACGGAUUGAUGCAAAUGAGUAGGAGAGUUGAAUAAAAAAAAAUCUGCCAAAUAUAGCUAAUGUAUAGAUUGGGUAACAGACCAAUUUGUGCGCACUGCCCUAGCGAAGCAACCAAUAAAUAGUAAUAGUCGGGGGUGGGUGCAAAUCCGAAUGCGAUGUAAAAUCACGAGAUAAAUAGCUCUGAUUAGAUUUAAUAGAAGGGAAAACAUUUGAUCGCAAAGGAAAUAUGAGACUAAUCAAUCUGGGAAGGAAAUUAAUGUGAGAACAACAUAAAGACUAGGAAACAAAAAUCGAUCUACUAGGGCUAAGAUCCCAAUAAAAAAAAACUAGUAUGAAAACAAGUUUGAAACCGGAAACAUACGA
Messenger RNA from Armigeres subalbatus, 5429 nucleotides. Its product is annotated as arf-GAP with dual PH domain-containing protein 1-like. The coding region runs from base 972 to 2123 and encodes 383 amino acids. Gene Ontology annotation, cellular component: intracellular membrane-bounded organelle; cytoplasm; plasma membrane. Lineage: Eukaryota; Metazoa; Arthropoda; Insecta; Diptera; Culicidae. Gene Ontology annotation, biological process: positive regulation of GTPase activity. Gene Ontology annotation, molecular function: GTPase activator activity; phosphatidylinositol-3,4,5-trisphosphate binding; phosphatidylinositol bisphosphate binding. The transcript is spliced from 5 exons. The record is from RefSeq and is a predicted model, not a curated record.